AUGGUGUUCGAAACGAAGGAACAAAUAAUCAAGCGAACUAAACUUGCUCGGUACCGUUUUCGAGUUCUCAUACGAAAAGCUUGUUUAAACUCUCGUUGGCUAUCAGUGUUGGAAGACACGAAGCUUGGUGACAAUGUUUUGAAGAACAUCACAAUAGCUCUGAAAAGAUCGCAACAGAAGCAAAGCGUGUUAACGGUUCAUGACAAAGCUAAUUUGAGAAAACCUUUUUCUGAACGAACAAAGGAGGUCUACGCAUACUUAGAAACAUUAUUUGAUGAACUUCAAUGCUUCAAAUCAUUGACACCUAUUCUUCGUAGAAAGCUCAUAAAUGUCGUUGAGUUUCAAUUUUAUCCGAAACAUCGGACGAUAUUCAGAGAAGGUCACAAAUCACUUUCAAUGCAUUUCAUAUUAACUGGUGAAAUUCUUAUCUCAAAGUCGACUUACGAUAAGAAAGUUGGGACAAUGAUCGAUAAAGCUUGCAAUAUUCUUACGUCUGGUGAUUUUUACGGUCAAGUUGGAUUAACUUAUAAUAUUCCACGAAAUGCUACUGUGUCGACUGAAACUGAUUGUGAACUUCUCUGUGUUUAUAAAGAAGAUUUUGAUGCAAUUUUGAAAGAGACAAUGGAAAGUAAAGAUGAGAAUAUCAAAUCAGCAAUUCGGAGAUUUAACUAUUUCAAAAAUUUUAGUGAAGAAACGAUAACAACAUGUUGUGUCAUUUCAAGGAUUGAACAAUUUAAUCCACAACAAAUAAUUUACUCGCAAAAUGACAUUAUGAAUUUUGCUUAUUUUGUGUUGUCUGGCCAAUGUAUGAUUCUUCAAUUACUGAAAAUCCAGAAAAAUUCGAAAGGAAAAUCUGAACUUUACGCUUCGAAAAAGAAACCAAAUUCAUUGGAUGUUGUAAAACAAAUGGCAACAAAACAUUAUGGAGCAGCAUCAAUGAUUGAACCAGAAUUAACCAACAUCAAGUAUCAGUUCAUAGAUGUUGGAACCUUUAGUUGUGGCGGAUCAUUUGGAAUCGGAGAAGAAAUGGAGAAUCGAGUGAUUCUUGCAAGAAAUGUCGUUCAAUGCUUGAUGAUUCCUCGCUUAUGGCUCCUUCAAAAAUCACAAAAUAUUGGGAAUGUUUGGCCACGACUUCAAGUGUUUCUGAACUCUAAAAUACCAUCACAACAACAAUUGUUCGAAAACUAUUUGAAUAAUCAAAAGUGGAAGAAAUAUAAGAAGAAAACGAUUGAAGAAAUAAAACGUGAGAUGGGAUUGAAAGUGUCGCAAACCAAAUACUACAAUGUCCCAGUCAUUUGUCGAGUUGAAGAAGAUGAUGAAGUUUAUUAA
This is a messenger RNA of Clunio marinus, 1329 nucleotides long. Lineage: Eukaryota; Metazoa; Arthropoda; Insecta; Diptera; Chironomidae. The record is from the annotation of a GenBank genome assembly.